CGGUGCGACGUCUAGUGUUUUCGCUUAGUUCGCAAUCCAGAUCGCAUUGCUCACUCCACAGGAUCUAUCCCGUUUAGGUCUCUGUCCCUGGAUCACAGUUGGAUCUAGCAUUAGAUGGUAGCAGAGCCGACAGCGGUUCUCUGAUUGAUUUGACUGGACUUGAUCUGAUUUGAUUUGUCAGGCAAAGUUGGCCUGUUAUUUGUGCCAGGCAAAGUUGGCCUGUUAUCUGCUGUGACCAGUAAGGCACAGGUCUGUGGAACAGCAAAGCGCACACCACAAGCGGUGCAAUUUCCCCCAUUGGACGCGGAUUACCAGCUUUGGUUUUCGGUACAGUGUCUUCAGCGAAGACCUGUGCUGUUUCCUCAGCUGUGAAAGAGUUCAAGAGUUUCAGUCGUCAGUGUUCCUCGGUGUAGAGUCUUCAGCGAAGACCUACACUGGUGUCACUGAUACUCGGCAAGGCUUCAGCGAAGCCUAAGCCGUGGGCCGCAAGAGGCGAAGCGCCGAAAGGGGCGCACGGGAAAAGACAGAUCAGACUCCUCCAAACUGGAGUAGAGCACCACUACUGUUGCUACGGCAGUCAGCCGGCACAGUAGCAGACUCAAAGCGUGCGGCACAACCGCUACGGAAAAGCGGCAACGCGGGAGCGGAAUUUGGAGAAGAAAUUGGAUCAUUUGGAUCGUUUUCCCGUGGAACGGACGGUGAACAGAUUUAAAGCGGAAAAUGGCACAAAAAGGUCAAGCCACUCCUAAAGCCUCGGGAACGACAUCGGAAAUAGACAGAUCUACGGGCUAUAACCCAAAGUGUCCGGACUGUCUACGGAACAACAGAAAGGUCGAUAAGAAGUUCCCGUGCUAUACAUGUGUUCACAAGUUGGGGGACCCACACAUCGUUUCACUCGUUGGACUUAUGGAAGUCAAACGGGGGAACAUGGAUGUUUUUCGGAACCUCAUUAGCGCGAGGAAUUAUGGCAGCAUCCCGGUAGAGGAGCGAAUGUUACUUGAGGAUCGUUACCGAGAAGCGAUCCGGAAUAACGAAAGUGGAUGGGAUGAAACCUUAGAACCAUUGAAAUGUCUACAAACAGACGCGUACCGUAAGAAGUUUGAAGAGGAACAAGAGAAGAUGCACCGGCAACAGUUGGAAGACGAACUCCGCGCAAAAAUUGAAGCGAACAAUAGACGGGCUAGCGAACAGGCAGCUCGAGAGGCGAUGCCCAGCUCAUCAAACUCAGCCGUACCUACAGCGAGUCUCAACGAAGAUGAAGCCCGGUUGAUACGUCAGUCUCUCAUUAUUCAAACUGAUACGCUGAUAAACGAUCCGGCCGCCAUGCAAAAGGAAUUAUUCGACGCAUUGUUGCGGGAAAAGCAGAGAUUGCAGAAGGGGUUUGCUCCAGCACCAUACAUAAAGAAGGAAAUCGAAACACGUAUGGAGGAGCUACGAAAAGCCCGUCAGAACGAGAGUAAUGUCCUGCAAGCACUCAGAGGAUUUAAACGGGACGAGGGUUUUAUACGACCUCGAUCACCUCCGCAAAGAGAAAGGUCACGCGGACAUUCACGUGAACGGGAACGGACUUAUGACCGCCAAAGUGAAAGACCACGCGAACACUCUCGUGAAAGGACACGAGAUUACCGCAGCGAAAGGUCACGCGAACGUUCUCGCGACCGAGAUUAUCGUGGCGGAAGAGGAUGGGUACGCCAUGGAAAUGAGAUAACAGAAACGAGUAUUCAGCGGAAAAUCGACACGGCAAAGAUUUUGGCCGCGACAAGAGGACGCGAAGAACAACGGCGUGCGGAGGCAUUCCGCACAGAGCCUGAAAAGAAAGGUCAUCAGGUGCCGUUGGGAGUUGCGUUCUGUAACCGUAAUGUCAGAAUGUCAACGCCUGAAAGGUCAUGGGACAAAAGACGUGAGCGCACACGGAAUCGAACGCCAGACCCACAGGACAAGCGAUGGCAAGAGAGAGCCAAGUACUAUGCGGGUUUUGAAUCUGGCGCAAGCAAAAGGUCAUCGAGUGCGGAACGGGAAGACUCACCCCCGAAGCAUCAGAGAAUGGAAUCGACAGUCCAUGUCGUGGAUCCCAUCGUGAGUGCUGAGGAUGACACGAUGGAGGGGGCUAGCCCAGUCGCAGCCUCAGUGUCCCAAGAGAACGUAAUUCACCGAAGAAACGUGGUCCUCGACAGUGACCCUCGACAGUGACCCUCAACCGUCCACAUCGGCGAGUAAUGAACCGCUACAACGUGAACCAGAAGGACGACGCGAGCAAGCAGUUCAACGCGAACCGGACAAUCGUCGCGAAGACGACCGAAGAACGACUUCCAGAUUUAAUAACCGACACCCUGAUCUUAUCGACAUGGAAUAUGACAUGAGUGAUACUCAUGAGCAAACGUUGGAAAUUUGUCGAUAUUUCGGGAUCGAACCUGAUUCGGUUGAAGCUAACAAGAUCGGCACCAUAAUGCGCCAGCUACGCCAAUUCUUAUUAGACUCUGGCUACGCUCAAGAAAUUAGACAAGGAUUGGAAGAAGGAAACUUCCAUCGACUACACAUUCCCCGCGAUUCGGCGAGAGAUUGUUAUCUCCCGAUCCGACAGAAUGGGCUGCAUAGUCUAUUGGACUUGAAUUUACUAGAUGUGCCACUGGACACGACUGACCCAGUGGGGAUGACCCAAUUUUAUUAUACCGAUUACCCUGAACGACAGGAAUAUGUGGCUCAAUUCGUUCUACGCCAUGUGAAUCCAGCUUUUAAAUUGCUUGCAGCGAGAGCAUCAAUAGGAUUACAAGUCGAUCCUACGGACCAUGCCGCAAAAAGGAUGGGGCAAAAGGUCUUUGCUGCACGACUCGCACAUUAUAAGACACAAAAUCAGUUGGUGUCUAAUACCAUGAAGGACGAUAUCCCACCGUUGUUCCGACCUCAUGUGGCGAAAUUGGGCGAACCCAUGGAACACGUCGGAAUAGCCCAUACGGCCAGAAAGGCGUUGAAAAAGUGUAAGACACGAAGGGAAAAGGGCAAUCUCACACAGCGACACGCCUCCCAAGUUGAAGAGCGGAUUAACCGGAUUAAAGAUACCAUGGGAAGCGACUACGUUGAACCAGUGGACGGAGUCGAAACGUACAUAAACGAAUUCCUUGUGAAUAAAGGUGAUCGACGUCCGGAACGCGCUCCUAACCAGAUAGGAAGACGUGGUUUGCGAAACCAGCAGCUACGAGAUAAUCUAGCUGAUGUGCAACGUCGACUGGCGGACGAUCCUAAUAACCGAAGACUGCGGUUAGAGGAAAAUGACGCACGCCACCAAGUCGAGGCGAUUAAGCGUAGCCGCCAAGGGAAAGGUCGUGGUCAGCGAGCAGUUGACCCGGAAAAGGUCAUGGAAGUUGACUUGACGGAACCAGUCGACCGAACUUCUGACCGAAAUCAACCGGAAAGUGCUAAGAAGCGCCCGCCAAGAGAUGGCGAGGGCGAUUCAAGUGAAAUGGAAUAGUGAUGAUCGUUAGGAUCACACUAUUGAAAAGGCGUCUACGGCAUUUGUCGGCACGUCACAAAAAUGGUGUUGUAUAAGGGCGACGUGACAUAUUUACUUAAAACUGUAUUUGUGUAUUUGUUGUUUGCAGCGUUUAUAGCACAGAAACCGAAAGGAUAAAGAAAUCAUGUGGAGCAUCGAAUGGGGUUUAAAUUGAUUCGGUCUAUAAAGCCGGCCCCAAGGGAGUAGUUGCGGCAGUCAGCCGGCUCUCCUCCUUAAGCGACUCAGUGUUAUAAAUUGGCGAGAGAAACUACGGUAAUCAAGCCGGAUCUCUUGAAUACGGAAGUGGGCCACAAGCGGCGAAAAAGAGAAAGACAACAGGUGGAAAUAUUAAUGGGGUAAACUUGAUGCGGCAGUCAGCCGGCCUCAUUAGGGUUGCUACGGUAAACUAUGCCGGCAAUCUCUCCAAGCGACUCAGUGUUAUAAAUCAACGAGAGAAAUAGCGGUAACCAAGCCGGAUCUCUCGUACCGAAGUUGGGCCACAAGCGGCGAACAAGAGUAAAAGAUUGAAUGUGGAAACGCCAUGGGGUAAAUUUAAUGCGGUAAACAGCCGGCCCCAUCGGAGAUGUUACGGUAAACUCUGCCGGCACUCUGGCCGCUCGAGGCAUAUUGAAGUUGGAUGUGCGACGGAAAGGUCAAAUUGAAAGUCUUACCAGGGAGGCAAGCGAAGAAGUGCUUGAAAGUCGUUAAAAAUCGGCUAAGUUCCUCCAUGACCUAUGACGGAAGUUUGAAAAGAAGUCGGAUGACCUUUGGGAUCAUCAUUGCCCAACAGAGUCACCGUAUCAGGACUUAAAGUCGCAUGACCUUUUGGGACCAUUAGCCCAAGUGAGUCGCACAUCCCGGAUCAUCUCAACAAAGGAUGACCUUUACCAGGGAGGAAGCGAACUACGCUUGUCUACAUGACGUCCCUCCAUGACCUUUAUUGAAUCUCAUUGUAAAGACGUACAAUUGAUACGCACGUUAUCCCAAAGAUGAAGCAGUAUUCCUAAGUCGUACUUGAUACGCACCUGAUUCUCAAGCGGAUUGUGAUGAAAAGUCGCAUUACGGAUGCGCGGACUUGCUCAACAGAGCGAAAUGGGCCAAAGAGUGCGGAAAACGGUGGACAGGACCUGUGACCUAUACGAGUCAGAAAUGGAGGAUCCUAGUCUACUUUUGAUUAAUACUUUUGUUGAUCUUUUAACUGUUGAUCUGUUUUGUAUUAGAAUUGAUAUGGAAUAGUAUUUUGGUACAGAUCUCUUUAUUCACAUUGUGCAUUUGGAAUUGUGUGAUAAACGGAAUAAGAGAAUUUGAUGUUUUUGAGCACGCACAGACACCGGCGACCGUCUUUUCGUGGAUUCCGGAGUGUGCUGAGCCUCAACGGAGCUCGGCAUCCCCCCAGAGGCAUGUGAGACGAGGGCUCACUAGCGUUCACGCCUGUGGCGCUAGGCGCUACGCCGAUGGAUUACGGUCUGUGUUGUGUCUCGCUUCUGAUUGGCUCGCGCUUUAUUAGUGGGCGCGGUAUAGCACGUGCUGCACACUGUUGCACAGUGUGGAAUUGGCUCUACGAUUUGCGAUCGAGCUGUGCCGAUGAGGAUGUUGAUUUCUGUUGUGCAGACUUUCAAUAUAUUAAAAGUCAGCAAUUAGCGGUGCGACGUCUAGUGUUUUCGCUUAGUUCGCAAUCCAGAUCGCAUUGCUCACUCCACAGGAUCUAUCCCGUUUAGGUCUCUGUCCCUGGAUCACAGUUGGAUCUAGCAUUAGAGUAUGUUACACUGCUAACCGUAAAGAGGAAAUACCUCAGCCGAAAGUACUCGGUACAUCUGUAC
This is a messenger RNA of Paramacrobiotus metropolitanus, 5307 nucleotides long. Its product is annotated as splicing regulatory glutamine/lysine-rich protein 1-like. The transcript is spliced from 2 exons. Bases 2345 to 3466 code for a protein of 373 amino acids. The record is from RefSeq and is a predicted model, not a curated record. NCBI's taxonomy places the organism in Eukaryota, Metazoa, Tardigrada, Eutardigrada, Parachela, Macrobiotidae.